Ogataea haglerorum is the source of this 1917-nucleotide messenger RNA. RefSeq lists its product as uncharacterized. The transcript has a single exon. The coding region runs from base 1 to 1917 and encodes 638 amino acids. The record is from RefSeq and is a predicted model, not a curated record. Gene Ontology annotation, biological process: intracellular signal transduction. Lineage: Eukaryota; Fungi; Ascomycota; Pichiomycetes; Pichiales; Pichiaceae.
AUGUCUGAACCGUCAAAGAAAGUCCAAGGAGUGGUAAAUAAAAGCUUCAAUGCAAUCCCUUGUGGAGAUAUCAGUGUCAAAGAUCUGAAAGAUAUUUAUUCAUGUCUUCUGUACUGUCUGGACCUGAAAGCUGAACGUGAAAGAGAGCACAAGCUGCUCAAGCUGGCGUUCAAAACCUACCACCCGUACUCUUUCAGCUUGGAAACAGGCCUGGCCGCGAUGCAAAAGCUGAGGAUUCACCUCGAAAACACAGCCACCUGCAUCGACAUUUCUUAUGAGAUCAAGGCAAAAACAGCAAGAGAACUACUCCAGCUGUUUAUGAACGCACGAAUGCUACACUCACCUGAGGACAAAACCCGGUCAAAACUGAAGUCCGGAGUGCUUCUCCAGCCUACGCCCAAGGGAGUCGCCAUUCUAAGCUCGUUCUGCUCAAAAUACGGCAUCCGAGGGCACAAUCUUGUUCCCGACAUCCUUAAAAGUAACCUGAAUUCCAUGGAGCUCAUCACAUUCGAACGCAACUCCAGAACAGGCGCCAUUGUGCAUAGCGAGUAUUGGAACAAGGUGCUUUUCCUCCACCUUAUGGGGCCGACCAAAAAUUUCUGGUCGCCCAAUAUGCCGCCCGACGAGCUGCCGGACUUAUCAAGAAGCUACAUCGAAGAGACCUUUGGGACCGCAAAUGGAUUUGGUUCGUUUGAAAUGACGUCUCAGGAUUCGUUCUACGCGUUCCUGAACGAAAAAAGAGCAAGUGCCCAGCCAGUAGAGUUAGAGGAACAGGUCGAGAAAAUCGAAAAAAACCCAGUUUCGCCUUUCCAUCACAGAUUCUUCACCAAUCCAGAUUCAGACUCUCAUGUUCAAUAUUAUGUGUCUUCGAAGGGUGUCCGUCUUUUCCACAAUAAAAUAGUCGAGAGGCCAGAUGGUAGCAAAGAAAAUAUGGGCACCUGUUUCACAGGUAAGGCGGUAGUGCAGUGGCUGCUCGAUUGCACCGACGUAUGUUCACAUGGGGAGGCUGUUAGAGUGGCUGGGCUGCUCUGGGACAUGGGGCUGUUCUACUUGCUGAAUGGGCAAGACUUCCCUAAUGUUUCCAAAUUCAUCCCUCGUAGAAACGCUUAUUAUUUUCUGACGAAGGAGGGCUCAAAGCUGGUUCAUUGGACACUACCAGACAGAAUUCCGACGCUGUCAGAUGAAGAGUCGGAGACAGAGGGUCAGACGCAGCAGUCACCGACGUUGCAAAUCUCUUUGAAAGACGUGUUAGAGGACCCAGGAAUGAAAUACCAGUUUCGCACACAUCUUGUUGACGAAUUCUCUGUGGAGAAUUUGGAGGUAUACAAUGACAUACAGCUGCUCGAAAAAAAGUUCAAGGUACUUAAGAAGCUACUCAAACUAAAGGAACGGGAGAAAAUGUUCCUUUUGCGGACGCCUCUGCGUGCAAAACGCAAAGCUACCAUUUCCGCAGCUGUCAUCAAGCUGUCCACUGAUUGUCUCAGCGAUGCGUUCAACAUCUACACAGCCUAUCUGGCGCAGGGCACCCCAUUCGAACUGAACAUCAACUCUAGACUUCGGACAGAUAUCAGCCGCAAGAUGGUUGCGUCGGAGCAGCGUGCUCCCAAAGAGGUGAGAAUAAAUACAGAGAUCCAAGUUCCAACUCCCCCACCCAAGACGGACCUUCCUGUCAACAAGAAGGACCCGACUCAGCUCACCUUGGACUUGCAGAGCAUCAAAUUCGUGGACCCUCCAGCGCCAUCGCCGACAGACUACUCGAUUGCUCCAGUUCUGGAGUCACUGGCAGGAAUCAUGCCGCUCUACGAGGAGGUGAAGAGACACGUUUUUGAGCUGAUGGCAAAGGACUCGCUGCCCAAGUUUCUCGAAUCCGACAUACUCAAGGAACUCCCUGUAUCGAUCACCAAACAAGCUAGAUGA